GAAACAGAAACUUCCUCGGCGUACCAUCAGCUUCAACAGCAACUUGCGACACUUGACUAUAAUGAAACAUUUACUUCCGAAUCAAUUUUAUUUAUUCAAAAACUUCUCGAAGAUUUAGUUAUCACUGCAGAGAAUUGUCAAUUAUUAAAAUCAGAAUAUCAAAAGGUUGAAAGAGAAAAAUGGGAGAUACAGUGCCAGGCCGAACCCCUUCGACGUACACUUGUCGCUCUCACCAAGGAAAAUAAUCAACUUCAUAUUGACUUAAUUCACGCGGCUGACAUUCAUGAUAAAGAAGAUGUGAAAACCAAGAACAUUCUUCGAAAGUACGAGAGAGAAAUCUCCGAGUUGAAAUUUUUAAAUUCGCAGUAUAAACUUCGAGUUCAACAACUAGAAUCAAAAUUUGAAAGCGAAAGAAAAAAAAUCGAGGAAUUGUUGAAUUUUUAUGAGGAGAUUUGCAUUGCAGUAGGAAAAGAUACUGGAGAAAAUGUAUUAGAACCCGUUCUUGAAUACCUUGGUUUAGAAGAACCUUUAG
Messenger RNA from Funneliformis geosporum, 532 nucleotides. The record is from the annotation of a GenBank genome assembly. Lineage: Eukaryota; Fungi; Glomeromycota; Glomeromycetes; Glomerales; Glomeraceae.